AUGACGAAGGAGGAGAAGAGAGAAAAGAAGAAACGGCGCGAGAUGGAAGGAGGAGAAGGGGAAGAGAAAGACAACGACGAGGACAAAGAAUUAAGGAAGAAGAAGAAGAAGAAGAAGAAGAAAAGUGAGAAAAAGGAAGGCGGCGGCGGGAAAGAAGAAGAAGAGGAAGAAGAAGAAGAAGAAGAAGAAGAAAAAGAAGGACGCAAAGACGGUAAGAGAGAUAAAACAAGCUCACUGCCGAAACCUGGAGACAAAAAUCACGUCGUCGUGCAAGUUGAUGGUAUUCUCUCCUCCGCGACGUUUGCGAGUUUGGACUUGUCCAAUCCGACGAUGCAAGGCAUCAAAGAAUUGGGACACGAGAAGAUGACAGAGGUGCAAGCGAGGUGUAUUCCUCCUUUGUUAGCUGGACGAGACGUGCUCGGUGCGGCGAGAACUGGCUCUGGCAAAACUUUGGCAUUUUUAAUUCCUUGUUGCGAACUUCUGUACCACGCUAAGUUUAUGCCCAGAAACGGAUGCGGAGUGAUGGUUCUCUCGCCCACUCGCGAACUGGCUAUGCAAAUCUACAGCGUCGCGCAACAACUCAUGCAAAAACAUUCUCAAACCCACGGAUUAUUGAUGGGUGGAGCCAAUCGACGAGCGGAAGGUGAAAAAUUAAUUAAAGGAGUAAACCUCCUCGUCGCCACGCCAGGCAGAUUACUCGAUCACAUGCAGAAUACUCGUGGUUUCCAAUACAGUUCGUUGAAAGUCUUCGUCAUGGACGAAGCAGACCGUAUGCUCGAUAUUGGUUUUGAGGAGGAGAUGCGUACGAUUGUAAAAAUGCUUCCAAAAGAUCGCCAAUCGAUGUUAUUUUCCGCGACACAAACCACGAAAGUCGAAGAUUUAGCACGUUUAAGUUUGAAAACGCCUUUAUACAUUGGAGUUGAUGAUUCUAGAGCCGUUUCUACUGCUUCCGGAGUUGAGCAAGGUUACUGUGUCGUUCCGUCUGAGAAGCGCUUUUUGCUCUUGUUUACAUUUUUAAAGAAAAAUUUGAAGAAAAAGGUGAUGGUUUUCUUUUCAUCCUGUAAUUCGGUCAAAUAUCACGCGGAAUUAUUGAACUACAUAGACAUCCCGGUUUCCGAUAUACACGGUAAACAGAAGCAGCAGAGGAGAACAACCACAUUUUUUGAGUUUUGCAAAGCCGAUCGAGGUAUCUUGUUGUGCACCGAUGUUGCUGCGAGAGGAUUAGAUAUUCCAGAUGUUGAUUGGAUAAUACAAUACGAUCCACCAGAUGAUCCGAAAGAGUAUAUUCACAGGGUUGGACGAACUGCUCGAGGAACCGACGGAAGAGGGCGCGCUCUGUUAUUCCUCAUUCCAGGGGAACUCGGAUUUUUGAAAUAUCUCAAGAACGCAAAAGUACCUCUGAAUGAAUACGAAUUCCCGCAGAAGAAAAUAGCUAAUGUACAAUCGCAGCUUGAAAAGUUGGUCGAGAAAAACUAUUAUUUGCACACAUCAGCAAAAGAUGCAUACAGGGCGUACAUUUUAGCGUACAACUCGCACACUCUGAAAGAUGUGUACAACGUUCAUGCUCUCGAUUUGGCAGCCGUAGGCUUAUCCUUUGGCUUCAGCCGCCCUCCAAAAGUGCAGCUGAAUUUAGAAUCAAAAGCAAGUAAAGGUAGGGGUAAAGUAUCAAAUGGUGCGCCUGGUAGUGAUUACAGAAGGCAAAAAGGUACUGGCCAUGGUUUUAGUGCGAAUAAUCCGUACGGGAAGAAGGAUUCGGGAGACUCGAGACAGUUCAUUCGAGGAUAA
This is a messenger RNA of Bathycoccus prasinos, 1785 nucleotides long. RefSeq lists its product with no specific name. Bases 1 to 1785 code for a protein of 594 amino acids. NCBI's taxonomy places the organism in Eukaryota, Viridiplantae, Chlorophyta, Mamiellophyceae, Mamiellales, Bathycoccaceae. The transcript has a single exon. Gene Ontology annotation, molecular function: nucleic acid binding; RNA helicase activity; ATP binding. Gene Ontology annotation, biological process: maturation of LSU-rRNA from tricistronic rRNA transcript (SSU-rRNA, 5.8S rRNA, LSU-rRNA). Gene Ontology annotation, cellular component: nucleolus. The record is from RefSeq and is a predicted model, not a curated record.